AUGGUCUCGAGAGGUAGUAGUCGCAGUAGCUCAGUGAGCUCUACAAAUGGAACGCUGCUGAACCGGCCGGCAAAGAAUGGGAAGAUCAAUGCCAAGGUCGAGUCGAAUACCAAUAAACGAAGCUUACCCGUGGCUGAAUCAAACAACGGUGCAAGCAAACGGAAGUCUGCGAGGAUAGCGCGACUAGAGGAGACGGUGACGCCCAAGCUAUCUGCGAGCCCCAACAUCAAGGAGAGACGAGGUUCGUCUACAGGUUUGGACAGUGACGAGUCGCUGAACUCCGUGGAGUUGUAUAUGCCAACGUUUGACGAGCCUCCUUUAGCGCCCCCAACGCCCGCCUUCACCGGUCUACCGCUAGAGGAGUUUCCCUCGGCAAAGAUCAAGAAGGAGUCGCUAUGGCCGCAGAAGAGCAGCAAGAAGGGCAAGGGCAAAGACGAGAACAACGGCGCGGGUGGCUACGAGCAACUUAUCGUCGACAAGAAAAACGAAAAGCUUGUGCGUGGCUAUGUCCGUGACUUGAAGACGCAGCUAACGAACGAUAUAACCGAGGAGAGUGAAAUAAGAGACUCGGCGACCAAAGCGAAAGUACGACUGACAAGACAGGGCAAACUCAAGAUUACCGUGAAGACACCGAAGCAAUCGACUUUUAAGAAAUUAUCCGGUAGCAACAACCACGACAACCACGACGACAACCACGACGACAACAACAAUAGCAACGCCAGCAACCAUGACAGCAACCAUGACAGCAACCACGACAGCAACCACGACAGCACCCACGACAGCAACCACAACAAAAGCACACCAAAAAACGCACUCAAGAAAAUUAAAAUCAUAUCGCCCAACAAGGUGGUCACGACGAAGCUACUAGCACCAGACACAAGGGUCAAAAACGACUCUGGAUACUAUGAAGAGGAGGACACACACAAGGACAAUGACGACUUUUGCUUUGCUUGUGGCAGACCGGGCAUUUUCAUCUGCUGCGAGUCGUGUCCGAAAUCCUUCCACUUUACAUGCUGCGAUCCGCCCUUGGAAGAACCCCCCGAGGAUGAUUGGUUUUGUCUAGAGUGCCUGGCGAAGAAGAACCCGCAGCUGUUGCCAAACUGGAAAGACAUUGGUAUUUUCGGGAAAUUGAUGAACAAUCUCCAGCAACGCAACCCCAAGGUCUUUGAACUACCGGCAAGCUUGAGAGAAGACACAUUUGUGGGCGUAACCACGGGAGACUUUGGCAACUAUUCCGACGACACGGAGAAGCCGCAUGUUCCGCCAAACAAGGCCAAUGGGUUCCAGAUACCUGGCUUCAACCGCGACCCCGAUUUGGAAAUUGAGUCGCUUUAUGACCGAAACGGGAACCCUCGUCUUUGCCACAAGUGCGGUGACUCGGGCCAGUUUCACCGCACAUUGAUCCACUGUGACUAUUGUCUGCUCGUCUACCACGUGGACUGUCUCGACUAUCCGAUGUUUGGUCCAAAAGCCAUUGGCGACAAGUGGAAGUGCCCCAACCACAUCUCGGACUUGUUGCCUCGAGGGUUGCCGGAAAUGAGACAGUUUAAGGAUACAAAGGUGGUGGAAAGCUCCUUGCAGAGCAACUUCUUGACAAUGUUGGCGGGAAGCAACUUUGUCAUCAAGUUUGAGCCGGGCCCUUUUGUAAAGGCCAACGGUGCAGCGAAACUCGAACCCGCAGAUAAGAUCAACGGACUUGAAACGUUGGCUUCGUGGGGAAGUGAUAUGAAUGCCAUUCACCCCAACUUCCAGCCGAGCCCAAGCUCUAAUGUCGAGGUGACAGACUACGGAGUUUGCCAUGCGCCCAAUCCAAAGCUACGCAGCGUACCAACGUCGGCUUCGCAGUCGUCGUCUAUCUACAGAAUUCCCGAGAAACUGAUCAUUUUGGACUUUGUCAACAAGUUCCAGCGCAAACACGACAUUAUCCACCAGAACCAAGAGUACGACUACAGAAGCCGGCUAGAGCAGAAUCCAGGCGAGCGGGAAGUCGUGUCUAGCCUUGCAUCUAUCAAGUCCCGACAGCAAGAUCUUAACUUCACGGCGUUGCUUGCGGCCGCCAACAUAGAGCAAGACAGCACCAAGGCCGACGACACUUUGUCUUACAAAGAGAUUCAGAAUUUGGUCAAGAUCAAAAAGCUAAUGGAGGCUAAAGGACAAGAAGCACUUUUAAACUUUCUCCAAUCGCAAUGA
This is a messenger RNA of Lodderomyces beijingensis, 2190 nucleotides long. The record is from the annotation of a GenBank genome assembly. NCBI's taxonomy places the organism in Eukaryota, Fungi, Ascomycota, Pichiomycetes, Serinales, Debaryomycetaceae.